GCCACAUGGAGGAAACCCCGUCGAUCAGGUGGGGUCCAAAAAGAUAAGCCUGCGAUCCGCCCGCAGGAUCCCUCCAUCCCCUGUCCGCAUCGUUAGCCUGGUUGGAUUUACGCGCCAGCCAAUGAGCCAUACCCACGAUUAAACGACGUCCCCACCAUGUUCUUUGCUAAUCACGAUGCCCCUCCUCCAUAUACGCGCGCCCAACGUGGUGGGUUGCGCCCCGACCAGGUCGGAGCAGGCAGCAGAGUCUGAUGUCAGUCGCACUGGACAUUCGCACAUCGCAACAGCACUCCGAGCAACGACGCUGACUUAGGCAGUGAGACUCGAAUUCCAGAGGUGUAGUUCCAGGCAGUGCAGGCUAAAGAGCAACAAGACCACUCCAGAUGGCCCAGAUCCGCUCGCGCUCUCAGUCCCCAGCAGAACAGGCGAAGUUGCAAUGAAUUGCUCCCUUGCCUUUGAGGAUGAGUUCGGGCCUCAAGCCCGCGACUGCUAUGGCGGUUACGACUUUACAUUGUUAUUUGAGGAGUCUGUGAUGACGAUCGGCCCGGUGGGACUUUUACUAUUGUUUCUCGCCAGAAGGGUGAUUUACCUAUACCGAAAAUCAACAAGAGAUGGGAGUAGCGAUGGCGCUCAUUUGGCUAAGCUCAUGAGCUAUGGCUGGUUCGCCGCCAUUCAGACCGCCAUCCUAGUAUCCUGGACAUCGGGCCAUGAGUUGAAGACGCGCACAACUAUCCCCGCUGCGGCGCUCAACCUGGUCGCUGCCCUUGCGCUCGGUCUUGCGUCGCAUUUUGAACACACGCGCUCCGUCAAGCCGCCCCUUCUUAUCGAGAUCUACCUCCUCUUUACGCUUGCCUUUGACGCCGUUCGACUACGCACAUUAUGGGCAAUGGGAUAUCACGGUCACAUAUUCAAGCUGUUGAUGAUAUCAGAUAUAUGGAAGGCUGUGUUGCUGGUGCAAGAGGCCUGGUCACGGGCCCUUGGUUCACUGGAACAGGAAUAUAGUCCCGAGGAGAAGGUCGGAUGGAUCAACCGGCGCAUGUUUUGGUGGGUCAAUCCGUUGCUGUUUCUAGGAUCCAAGAAGGACUUGCAGGCAGACGACCUGUUCACUUUGAACCAUAGCCUCCAGUCCGAGGUAUGUUCAAGGAGCUUCUCCAAGGUGUGGCAAAAUGCGAACCCAGCGACAAAGGAGAAGAGUAAUGGCCUUCUCAAAGUUUUGGCCUGGGAAUACAAAUUGGUUCUUUUAACUGCAGCUAUUCCCCGGUUGUGUUUUACGGCUUUUACAUUCGCCCAGCCGUUUCUCAUCGACGCAGUGAUCAAGUAUCUUCAGACGGAUUCAGCUAAGCAAAGGCGAAAUGAUGGGUACGGGCUACUUGGCGCAUACAUUCUUGUGUAUGUGGGAUUGGGAAUCUCCGAAGCAUGCUACCAGCACAUCACAUACCGCACAAUCGUCCUCAUGCGCGGAUGCCUAGUACCGUUGAUCUACGAGAAGACGCUAUCCAUGGACCCCAAAACCGCCGAAGAAUAUGCGCCAGUAACGCUGAUGAGCGCCGACAUUGAGAAGAUCGCAUUCGGAAUGCGGUAUAUGCAUGAAGCGUGGGGGAAUAUCGUUGAGAUAGCUCUAGCGCUGUGGUUGCUUUACCGCGAGCUGAAUUACGGAGGAUUAAGUCCUAUUCUUAUUGCAGUUGUCUGUGGAGCUGCUGCCGCGACAAUGGCUCCAGCCGUGGGACGUCGUCAGGCGACAUGGGUACAGGGAAUCCAGAAGAGAAUCGACGUUACAACAUACAUGAUCAAUUCUAUGAAGAGCUUGAAGUUGGAGGGCUUGACACCCUGGUUCAUGAAGUUUGUGCAGGAUCUGAGGGUCCAGGAGAUAGGAUACGCGAGUAAAUUUCGCUCUUUCCUUACCUACGCGGUGAGCUUGUCAUUUGCCACUUCGGUCAUCUCACCCGUCGUCGGGUUCGGCAUAUUCAUUGCCUUAUCGCGAUACGACAGCGGCCCGGAAUUGACUACCCAGAGAGCAUUCACCACUCUGUCUCUUUUCACAGUCCUCCAGAACCCAAUGUCCAUGCUACUCCAAGCUGUCCCUAACCUCAUCUCGGCCGUUGGAUCGAUUGAACGUGUUCGCGUGUUUUUAAUGGCCGAAGACACAAAAGAAGUUGGCUUCCUAAGCUCCUUCACCUCCGAGCAAACUCUCUUCCCGGAAAUGGACAACAUCCGGGACCUCGAGAUGAAAGACACCGAGAUGCAGAAUGCAGUUGAGGCUCAAAAUUGGAGUGUCGGGUGGGUUUCGACCCGCGAACCGGUCAUUAAGCGGAUGACAUUUAAGAUCCGACCAUCCUCGCUUACGAUUAUCACUGGCCCAACUGGUUGUGGAAAGUCGACACUGCUUGCUGGCUUGAGGGGCGAAACAGCUGUUACGAAGGGGUAUAUGAAGUGCCGAUAUCCCGAGGCUGCAUUUUGUAGCCAGGAGCCUUGGCUGCAAAAUGGCACGAUUCUAAGUAAUAUUCUUGGUCCGUUAACGUACGAGCCUCGCUGGUUCCGGGAGGUGACGCAGGCAUCUGGGUUGAGGCAGGAUCUGAGGUCGAUGCCUAUGGGUGUUCAGACUGUGGUGGGAAGUAAGGGGUUAUCGUUGAGUGGUGGUCAGAAACAUCGGGUGGCAUUGGCCCGAGCACUUUACUCCCGACAGCCCUUGCUGCUCCUCGAUGAUAUCUUCAGUGGCUUCGAUGCUGAAACGGAGAAGCUGGUGAUAGCGCGGUUAUUUAGCGAAGGUGGCUUUUGUACGAAGCAUAACUUGACUACUAUUCUUGCGACGCAUUCCACUCGCCUAUCCUCGAAUGCAGACUACACCAUCACCCUCGACAGCAAAGUGCAUUUCUCGGAAAAAGAGGGUUCCAUUGUUUCGAGCUUGCCCGGCCCUAGCACAGGCGACCACCCCAUGGAGCCCAUAUUGAAUGAUGCAAGGCUCAGCUGGAUUGUCAGACAGUCCAACCCUGAUGUGCCACAUGAGCUUGCCGCUCAACUCGAGACGUCGGAUUCUAGCCGACGGACCGGCGAUGUGACCAUAUACAAGUACUAUCUGGAUAUGGUGGGCAGGUUCAACUCAUUUCUGUUUUUCGUGGCAGUUGCGAUUUUUACCUUCAGUCUUGCAUUUCCCAGUGUAUGGGUUCAGUGGUGGGCUGCUGCAAACGAAAAGCACCCGUACAAAGACCUCAGCAUGUACAUCGGGGUGUAUGCCUUCUUGGCCGUUAUGGCAGAGCUGUCUUUAUUCUUGGGAUGCUGGCAUAUGAUCAGUAAUAUGGUCCCUCGAGCAUCCAGAAAGUUGCACAAGAUUCUGCUUCGCACUGUGUUGAAUGCUCCGAUAUCUUUCUUCCACUCUACUGAUUCUGGUGUCACUACGAAUAAGUUCAGUCAAGACAUGCAAUUGGUGGACAUGGAGCUGCCACUUGCUCUUGUUGAAACUAGUGUUGCCCUCAUGUCCGCCAUAGCGCAGCUGCUCAUCGUGUUCAUCACUGGAAAAUACCUUGCUGCCAUCAUCCCACUAUGCCUGGCAGUCUUCUACUUCCUGCAAAAAUUUUACCUUCGGACAUCCCGUCAGCUACGAUUCAUGGAGCUAGAAGCGAAAUCUCCUCUCUACUCUAACUUCAUGGAAACAGUCAACGGGCUAGUGACGAUCCGUGCUUUCGGAUGGCAGAAUAACUUUCUCAAUAAUAUCUGCGGACUGACAGACGCAUCGCAACGACCAUAUUAUCUGCUAUUCGUGAUCCAACGAUGGCUAACCCUUGUCCUCGACAUGGUCGUCGCAGGUAUGGCCACGCUUAUUGUUGGUCUUGCAGUCGGGGUCCCCGGGUCCAUUGGAGCGGGUUCUGCAGCACUAGGACUACUGAACAUUAUCAGUUUGAGCGAGAGUCUCAAGCAACUGAUCUCGAACUGGACCGUACUGGAGACAUCAAUUGGAGCCGUGUCGCGUGUGAGACAGUUUGAGGACGAUGUGCAGCCUGAGGAUAGACCGGACGGACACAUUGAGGUUCCACCUCGCUGGCCAGAGAGAGGCGAUAUUAAGUUCUUCAAUGUUUCUGCUGCUUACAGACCCGACAGCGAUCCAGUCCUCAACGACGUCACAUUAUCAAUCUCUGCUGGUGAGAUGGUUGCUAUUUGUGGGCCCAGUGGGAGUGGCAAGAGCUCGCUGAUCCAACUCCUCUUCCGUCUUCUCGAGCCCGACAACGGCCAAAUUACUAUCGACGGGCUCGACAUCAACUCCAUUUCCUGCCAGGAUAUUCGGUCCUCACUGUCAUGUAUAUCCCAAUCAGUGACCAUUCUCCCUGGCACCGUACGACAGAACAUAGACCCUCUUAGUCGGGAGACGGAUGAAAGCAUAACCAACGUGCUGAAGGAGGUCAAGUUAUGGGACAUCGUAUCGACGCAACUUGGUGGCUUGGAUGGACAGGUCCAGGAAGAAAGCUUCUCGCAGGGACAGAAACAGCUUUUGCGUUUAGCUGCUGCUAUGUUGAGGAAGAGCAAGGUUGUUGUCUUGGAUGAAGCGACAAGCAGCGUCGACCCUGAAACAGAUGCUCUCAUGCAGCGUCUCAUCCGCACGGCAUUCGCAGGAUGUACCGUGAUUGCUGUUGUACAUCGCCUGCACACUAUUAUCGACUUUCACAAGGUGGUGGUUGUCGAGAGUGGGCGUAUUGUUGAGUGUGGCGCUCCGAAAGAGCUGCUGGCCGAGAACGGCCUGUUUAGUCAACUGUACGGAAAAGGCACCGCGACCCCGAGCGUGGGGCCGGAAACGUCAUGGCUUAAGGUUUAAGCCCUGGAGUCGACCUCCUAUCCUAAUUCUUGGCAGGCGUUGAGUGUAUAUACAGGGUGGAUCUAUUUGGUGAUAUUCAUUUCACUUGUCCUGAGAAGAAGCAAUGUACAGUUAUUUUAUCUUCUCGGACACUUCUCAUUCUCUUGUGUUUGGCUAUAGCAAUAUCACGCUCUGUUAUACGGCUGUGACUCACCGUCGGAAUUAAUUCCACCAGAA
Molecule: messenger RNA, 5017 nt
Organism: Aspergillus sclerotioniger CBS 115572
Lineage: Eukaryota; Fungi; Ascomycota; Eurotiomycetes; Eurotiales; Aspergillaceae
Product: P-loop containing nucleoside triphosphate hydrolase protein
Exons: 16
Coding region: 437-4801 (1454 amino acids)
Biological process (GO): transmembrane transport
Cellular component (GO): membrane
Molecular function (GO): ATP binding; ATP hydrolysis activity; ABC-type transporter activity
Source: RefSeq, a predicted model, not a curated record